GCACCCAGCGGAUGUAAACAGUAGCAGCGAGUAGCAGUAGCUACCUGUGUGUAAUGAACGAAGUGAAGGCGGUAACGUUACUGAGUCACAGCGCAGCUCAUAAUUGAAAGAAUAAUAAAAGAACGAUGAGUUCAGCUGAGAGUUUGAGAAAGUUUGUCAACGAGCGACUAAAUGCUGCUGCUGAAGAAAUAUUCAGAGUUUUUAAAACAACUAUCGUCCAGUACGAGGAAGAGAUCGAUCGGCAGCGCGUCAUGCUGGAUAUCUGCUGGAAACCCCAAGUAAACUUACACAGGAUAGAGCUUCCACAGCAACAUGUCUGUAAGAAGGAGGAGGAGGAGGUUCUUGUUGACCAGCAGCUCUGUAACCAGGAGAGGAACUCCAGUCUGAACCAAGAGCACCCAGAGCCUCCACAGAUUAAAGAGGAACAGGAGGAGCUCUGCAUCAGCCGGGAGGGAGAGCAGCUUGUACUGAAGGUGGAGGUGGAUACCGUCAUGCUGACUCCAGCUUAUGAAGAAAGUGACCACAGUGAAGCAGAACCAACAAGUGACCACCAGCUCGUCUCUAACCACUCUGAUGUAGCUGAGAGCCGAGACCAGAAAGGAGGAAAACAUGGAGACUCAGGAUCAACUGGAAAUGGAGAGCGGAAACAAAAGAAAAGACAUCACGGAAGCAAAAGUCCCAGUUAUAAUGCAAAAAACUCUACUUCAUCAGGCUCUCAACAGAACACUUACCCAGGUGAAAAGUCUUUCAACUGUGACACAUGUGGAAAGACUUUUCAGUUUAAGUCCCUAUUGAAUUCACACCUAAGAACCCACACAGGUAUGAAACCGUAUAACUGUGAAAUUUGUGGGAAGGCUUUCAUGGUAAACAAUAAAUUAAUACGUCACAUGAGAACCCACACAGGUGAGAGACCGUUUCCCUGCAAAACAUGUGGGAAGACUUUCACGCAAAACUGUAACUUAACACGUCACAUGAUGAACCACACAGGUGAGAAGCCGUUUCCCUGUGAAAUUUGUGGGAGGGCUUUCGAGAGCCAUUGUCAUUUAACUUAUCACAUGAGAACCCACACAGAUGAGCGGCCAUAUUCUUACCAAACAUGUGGGAAAGGUUUCAAGUCUCAUGGUGAAUUGAAGCUACACAUGAGAAUCCACACAGGCGAGGAACUGUUUGCUUGCAAAACAUGCGGGAAAGCUUUCACACUAUCCAGUAACUUAAAAGCUCACAUUAGAACCCACACAGGCGAGAAACCGUUUACUUGCAAAACGUGUGGGAAAUCUUUCAGCCAACGUACACACAUGGCCGUCCACAUGAGAAUCCACACAGGCGAGAAACUGUUUGCUUGCAAAACAUGCGGGAAAGCUUUCACACUAUCCAGUAACUUAAAAGCUCACAUUAGAACCCACACAGGCGAGAAACCGUUUACUUGCAAAACGUGUGGGAAAUCUUUCAGCCAACGUACACACAUGGCCGUCCACAUGAGAAUCCACACAGAUGAGCGGCCAUAUUCUUGCCAAACAUGUGGGAAAGGUUUCAAGUCUUGUGGUGAAUUGAAGCUACACAUGAGAACCCACACCGGCGAGAAACCGUUCACUUGCAAAACGUGUGGGAAGGCCUUCAGCCGACGUACACACGUGACAGUCCACAUGAGAACCCACACAGAUGAGCGGCCAUAUUCUUGCCAAACAUGUGGGAAAGGUUUCAAGUCUCAUGAUGACUUGAAGCAACAUGUGAGAAUCCACUCCGAUGAGAGGCCGUAUUCUUGCAAAACAUGUGGGAAGAGUUUCAAGCAAAACAGUGCCUUAGCCAAUCACAUGAAAACUCAAGGUGAAAAGCUGCAUUAUUGCAGGACAUGCGGGAUGGCUUGCAGGCAGCAAAUAAGUAGAAAGAAGAAGAAAGAAACGAAGAAACCACACAACGACCACUACCGCUGUCAGUCCCAGUCCACAGUAGAGGAAGAUCAUUCCCCAGCUGACCCUGUUCAGUCUCUCAGCUGCAUUGUUGAGAGCAUCUUGACCAGCAGUAUGACUGGUACGGCUUUGGAGUCCACAGGAGAGCUGCCUCAAUCCUCAAAGAUCCCACCCACCCCCAGCACGGUCUGUUCACACUUCUACCCUCAGGCCAGAGAGCUCCCACAGCAGGAGGGGGUUCUUGCUGACCAGCAGCUCUGUGACCAGGAGAGGAACUCCAGUCUAGACCAAGAGGACCCAGAGCCUCCACAGCUUAAAGAAGAACAGGAGGAGCGCUGCACCAUCGGAGAGGGAGAGCUGCUUGUACUAAAGGUGGAGACGGAUACCGUCACUGUGACUUCAGCUUAUGAAGAAAGUGACCACAGUGAAGAAGAACCAACAAGUGACCACCAGCUCCUCUCUAACAACUCUGAUGUAGCUGAGAGCCGAGACCAGAAAGGAGGAAAACAUGGAGACUCAGGAUCAACUGGAAAUGGAGAAACAAUGAGUUCAGUUGAGAGUUUGAGAGAGUUUGUCAACCAGCGACUAAAUGCUGCUGCUGAAGAAAUAUUCAGAGUUUUUAAAACAGCUAUCGUCCAGUAUGAAGAAGAGAUCGAUCGGCAGCGCGUCAUGCUGGAUAUCAGCUGGAAACCCCAAGUAAAGUUACACAGGAUAGAGCUCCCACAGCAACAUGUUUGUAAGGAGGAGGAGGUUCUCGCUGACCAGCAGCUCUGUAACCAGGAGAGGAACUCCAGUCUGAACCAAGAGGAUCCAGGGCCUCCAGAGAUUAAAGAGGCACAGGAGGAGCUCUGCACCAGCCGGGAGGGAGAGCAGCUUGUACUGAAGGUGGAGACGGAUACCGUCAUGCUGACUCCAGCUUGUGAGGAAAGAGACCACACUGAAGCAGAACCAACAAGUGACCACCAGCUCCUUUCUAAGAACUCUAACGUAGCUGAGAGCCGAGACCAGAAAGGAGGAAAACAUGGAGACUCGGGAUCAGCUGGAGAUGGAGAGCGGAAGCAAAAGAAAAGACAUCACAGAAGCAAAAGUCCCAGUUAUAAUGCAAAAAACUCUACUUCAUCAGACUCUCAACGUAACACCCGCCCAGGCGAAAAGUCUUUCAGCUGUGACACAUGUGGAAAGACUUUUAAGUUUAAGUCCCUAUUGAAUUCACACCUAAGAACCCACACAGUUGAGAAGAUGUUUACUUGCAACACAUGUGGGAAAGCUUUCAGCCACCCUGUACACUUAACAGCUCACAUGAGAACCCACACAGGUGAGAGACCGUUUACCUGCAAAACAUGUGGGAAGGCUUUCACGCAAAACUGUAACUUAACACGUCACAUGAUGAACCACACAGGUGAGAAGCCGUUUCCCUGUGAAAUUUGUGGGAGGGCUUUCGAGAGUCGUUGUCUAUUAACUUAUCACAUGAGAGUCCACACAGGUGAGAGACCAUUUACUUGCAAAACAUGUGGGAAAGGAUUCACAUUAUCCUGUAACUUAAAAGCUCACAUGAGAACCCACACAGGCGAGAGGCCUUUUAAUUGCAAAACAUGUGGGAAAUCUUUCAGCCAACGUACCCACAUAACGAUCCACAUGAGAACCCACACAGAUGAGCGGCCAUAUUCUUGCCAGACAUGUGGGAAAGGUUUCAAGUCUCAUGUGGAAUUGAAGCGACACAUGAGAAUCCACACAGGCGAGAAACCGUUUGCUUGCAAAACGUGCGGGAAGGCUUUCAGCCGACGUACACAGAUGGCAGUCCACAUGAGAACCCACACAGAUGAGCGGCCAUAUUCUUGCCAAACAUGUGGGAAAGGUUUCAAGUCUCAUGAUGAAUUGAAGCAACACGUGAGAAUCCACUCGGAUGAGAAGCCGUAUUUUUGCAAAACAUGCGGGAAGGCUUUCAAGCAAAGCAGUGGCUUAUCAAGUCACAUGAGAACUCACACAGGUGAGAAGCCGUAUUCUUGCAAGACAUGCGGGAAGACUUACAGGCAUCGCAGCGCCUUAACAGCUCACACGAGGACUCACACAGGUGAGAAACCGUAACCUUGCCAGACCUGAUAUGUGACGACACAUACACCUGAGUAGCCUUGCAUUUGCAAAAUUUGUUGGCGGUGGUUCAGUUCUAGCGUUUCAUGCAAAAUUGCAGAACUUUAACUUUAAAUAUCCUUUAAUCUUGAGGAUAGAUGAUCAGUAUACACAGGAGAAAUGAUGAGCUGGCACUGAAUGUGUACGGUUUCUCCUUGAGAAGAUGUUAAAAUAUGUUUGUUUUUAUCUUCAUGCUGAUUUGCCCAUAACUGUUAACAUGAUGAAUAAAAAGUCAAGUUAAUCAGU
Messenger RNA from Acanthopagrus latus (yellowfin seabream), 4280 nucleotides. RefSeq names its product zinc finger protein 26-like. Gene Ontology annotation, cellular component: nucleus. Lineage: Eukaryota; Metazoa; Chordata; Actinopteri; Spariformes; Sparidae. The record is from RefSeq and is a predicted model, not a curated record. Gene Ontology annotation, biological process: regulation of transcription by RNA polymerase II; central nervous system development. Gene Ontology annotation, molecular function: RNA polymerase II cis-regulatory region sequence-specific DNA binding; DNA-binding transcription factor activity, RNA polymerase II-specific.